Molecule: messenger RNA, 474 nt
Organism: Psylliodes chrysocephalus
Lineage: Eukaryota; Metazoa; Arthropoda; Insecta; Coleoptera; Chrysomelidae
Source: the annotation of a GenBank genome assembly
AUGGGGAAUGACAAAUCGAUUGAAGAUCUUUAUAAGCUUUUAAGCUGCUUAAAUACAAAAAUAGAUAAUGCACAAGAAACUUUAAAUGACAUAAAAUCCGAAGUUUCCGGUUUGUCAGCCAAAAUUGUUAAAUUAGAAGAAGAAAAUAUAACAUUAAAAAAUCAAAUUAAAUCUUUAGAUCGCAGGCUACGGAAAAAUAACUUAGUUGUGUUUGGCCUCGAAACAAAGGACGCCUCUCUAUCUCUGCAAAAACUAAGCCAAAUAUUAGAAGUACCACUAGACUUGUCGCAUUUUAACAAUAUAUAUUUCAUUCCUAACAAAAAUAAUCAAGUGAUUUUGAAACUAGAAUUAAAUUCUUAUCUCAUAAAAACUAAAAUAUUUGGCAGCCUGAAUAAGUUGAAGAAUACCAAAAUGUACAUCACAAACGAUUUAAACGCUAAAGAUCAACUCACACAAAAAACUUUGAGAGGUUAA